AUACAGAUUUGCUUUUGGCAACAAAAAUGACAGAAAUCCUCAUUUAUACACCUGCAAUGCAGUUGUCUCAAAUGUUUUGGGCAAUCUUCUUCUUCCAUACUUCAGAGUACAUCCUGGCAGUCAUGAUCCACGGUAGAUCAAAUGUUACUCUCAGCUCUUUUUUGAUAAGCAAACAAUACCUUAUGGCGAUGCUCUUCUCUUUGGUGGAAUACUUUCUUGAGCUCUACUUUUUCCCUGGAUUGAAGGAUAAUUGGUGGAUUAGCUAUUUGGGACUUGUAAUGGUUAUUAUAGGGGAAAUCAUAAGAAAGUUGGCAAUUCUUACAGCUGGUCAGUCCUUCACCCAUCUCAUUAGAGUCCUCCAUGACCGUCGUCAUGAAUUUGUCACUCACGGUAUUUACAGUUUCGUUCGUCAUCCUGGCUAUUCUGGUUUCCUCGUUUGGUCAGUUGGCACACAAGUUAUGAUGUGUAGUCCAGUUUCAACUGUGGCAUUUGCUGUUGUGGUUUGGAAUUUUUUUGCAAAGCGGAUACCUUAUGAAGAGCGUUUCCUCAGACAGUUUUUUGGGCAGGAAUAUGUUGAGUAUGCUCAUACUGUUCCUUCUGGGAUUCCAUUUGUGAAGUGAG
Messenger RNA from Impatiens glandulifera, 621 nucleotides. Its product is annotated as protein-S-isoprenylcysteine O-methyltransferase B-like. Lineage: Eukaryota; Viridiplantae; Streptophyta; Magnoliopsida; Ericales; Balsaminaceae. Gene Ontology annotation, molecular function: protein C-terminal S-isoprenylcysteine carboxyl O-methyltransferase activity. Bases 27 to 620 code for a protein of 197 amino acids. The transcript has a single exon. Gene Ontology annotation, biological process: C-terminal protein methylation. The record is from RefSeq and is a predicted model, not a curated record. Gene Ontology annotation, cellular component: endoplasmic reticulum; membrane.